Ambispora leptoticha is the source of this 153-nucleotide messenger RNA. The record is from the annotation of a GenBank genome assembly. NCBI's taxonomy places the organism in Eukaryota, Fungi, Glomeromycota, Glomeromycetes, Archaeosporales, Ambisporaceae.
AUUGCCACACGGGUCAAAAGCAGUAGAAGAAGGAAAACAACGACUACAAAACCUUACCUUAGAACAAAAGAACGUACAAAAGUUACUGAUCUUGCAAAAGAUGCAUUAAGACAAAAGCAAAAUAACGAUACUCCUGAUUCAUCCGCACCUUAA